UCAAAUCAGAAGCGAGCUUGCAUUGCAGAUGCACGCCGGCCGCUUACAAAUCACUCGAAUCGUUACAAAUCAUGGCUGCUGGACCGAUAGCCGAGCGGAAUCAAGAUGCCACAAUAUAUGUGGGUGGUCUUGACGACAAAGUAUCGGAAACUUUGUUGUGGGAGCUAUUUGUCCAAUCAGGACCAGUCGUAAAUGUACAUAUGCCCAAGGAUAGAGUUACCCAAAUGCAUCAAGGUUAUGGAUUUGUAGAAUUCAUGGGUGAAGAAGAUGCUGAUUAUGCAAUAAAAAUCAUGAACAUGAUCAAGUUAUAUGGAAAGCCUAUUCGUGUAAACAAAGCUAGCGCCCACCAAAAGAAUCUUGACGUUGGAGCAAAUAUUUUCAUUGGAAAUCUUGAUCCAGAAGUGGAUGAAAAAUUAUUGUAUGAUACAUUCAGUGCUUUCGGAGUUAUAUUACAGACGCCAAAGAUAAUGAGAGAUCCGGAUACAGGAAACUCCAAAGGAUUUGCUUUUAUCAACUUUGCUUCUUUCGAUGCUAGUGAUGCUAGCAUAGAAGCCAUGAAUGGACAGUAUCUUUGCAACAGGCCAAUUUCAGUAUCAUAUGCUUUCAAACGUGACUCCAAAGGCGAGCGUCAUGGUAGUGCUGCUGAGCGUCUUUUAGCUGCACAGAAUCCAUUGAGCCAGGCUGAUCGGCCGCAUCAACUGUUCGCCGAUGCUCCUCCAAUCAUGCCUAUGCCAGCCAUGCCAAUGGGUAUGCCACCACCGCAUCCGGGAAUGAUGCAUCCAGGCAUGGUGAUGGCCCCUCCUCCUCCACCAUCAGCGGUGCCUCCGAUGGGUCAUCCACCUCCUCCACCGGUGCCACCACCACCAGCGGGUUUCCCUGGCAGUAUACCGCCACCACCGAUGCCGCCGAUGCCGAACAUGCCGGCGCAUCCUCCACUACCGCCAGGCAUGCCACCACCGCUACCCCCGAUGCCCUCUCAAAAUCGACCCAUGAUGCAGUGGCCGGCUGUGCCUCCGCCACCGCCACCGACUGGCGCUGCUCCGCCACCACCUCCACCGACAAAUCCACCUCCGCCUCCACCUCAGUUUGGACAGUUCCAACCGCCACUGCCGAGAACCCCUGGACCGUUGCCUGGUGCAACGUGGAGGGCUCCCCAUCCACCACCGCCAUUCCCGCCUAGGGGUCCACCGCCACCUCCGCCACCACAAUAAAAAGCAUAUAUCUUUUGUAUGCGGAUUGUACAGUAUCUAGAUAAUGUAAAAUACUCCAUAGAAUUUCAUAGAAAUUUUGGACUUUACUCCAUAAGGAAUGUAAAUAGUAAACGUUUAUAUUUUUAAGUACAAAAACUGAUUCGCCUGUCGUGAAUAUAUGUUUUUUAAAAUAAAUAAUCGAAAAAGAAA
Messenger RNA from Trichogramma pretiosum, 1400 nucleotides. RefSeq names its product splicing factor 3B subunit 4 (gene Spx). The coding region runs from base 72 to 1211 and encodes 379 amino acids. Gene Ontology annotation, molecular function: RNA binding. Gene Ontology annotation, biological process: positive regulation of mRNA splicing, via spliceosome. Lineage: Eukaryota; Metazoa; Arthropoda; Insecta; Hymenoptera; Trichogrammatidae. The transcript has 3 exons. Gene Ontology annotation, cellular component: U12-type spliceosomal complex; nucleolus. The record is from RefSeq and is a predicted model, not a curated record.